UCAUGUGUUUUGAGAAAGGGCAUGGUGCUUCUUCUUGUUGGUAGGAUAAGGUCGGCACCUCCCUUCGACAGUGUCACAGAGACUUCAAACAGCCUGUGAUGCCUGAAAUAGGGCAAAUGACUGGCGCCUUAAAAGUGCCUGUUUUCUCUGACUGCGAAGGAAACUCUAUGGUGAAUAUGGAAGGGUGGGUUAAUGAUCCUACCCCUGUGCUGUCAGGAGGCCAGGGGAGAGGGCUGUCGGUCCUGUGCAGAGGUCUAGCAUUAGCAGGUGCCCUGUGUGUGUCUGUAAUUCAGGGCCCCAUGACUCAGGCUCCUAUGAGAUGUUUUUUACCAGCAAGAAGUAGCAUUUUUUAGAGGCUUAGCAGAAACCAAACUUGUGCAUGCCUCCAUGCUGUGACAAACGCACUGGUAAUUCCUUAUCACAGCAUUUGUAGCUUUGAGGCUUGCUCCCAGAAGGAGUUGGAAUAUCAGUGCUGCUUUUCAAACACCUAAAAUGACACCAUUAGCUACUGGGUUCUGUGUCACGUUAAUGCUGUGAAACACAGACAAUAUUUAUUCAGGUAGCAAAAUGAAACUGCAUUAUAACACCUGUCACCAGACAGUGUAGGGCAAAGGGAUUUGGAUUUGGAUCUGACUGCAAGGUAGGAGCUGGUGUUGAAUGCUGAGGACAUGUGCCUUGGGUCCUGCCCUCAUCCUAGUCUCCCUUGCUCCAGUUCAUUCGUUGAUCCUUUUCCUUUUGAUGCUGCUGUCAAAACCCAUAGGUCUAUUCAGGAGAGAAGUGCAUCAGCAACAUUAAUACUACUAAAAUACCCUGGACUGGAAAAAAAGAGAGGGAAUGAUGGUUUUUUGAACAAUAUCACUUUCUUGAGUUUUUGAUGCUGAGCUGUCUCGAUCAGUGGGGGAGAGCAGCUGUUACAUUCCUUCUCCACCAGCUGGUUCUCUGCAAUGCCAGCUUUAUUCUUGGCUUUGGCGUCUCUUAUCCCUCCUGCUGUCUGCACUCAUUUAUUUCUUCUGUUCUCAUGAACACCACACAGUCCAAAUUGUCAAACAGAGAAGUGAUAUUCCUGCAUCUUCUUACCAGCCCUGCCAGUCUUCUCAUUUCUCACUUGGCCACCUCCUCCCUGGUAGUCUGAUGGUGCCAGGUUUCCCCCAUCUUCCUUCCAGAGACUGAGCAUCUCGGUAGGGUAGGACUUGGGGAAAUGCCCAGUGGCAUUUAAAGCACCCAUCAGACAGCUGCUGCUCCCACCCUCAGUCCAUUUCUCACCUCUGAUGUAACAACAAAAAUAAUAAUUAAUAAUUUUUUUCUUCAUAGGGUUAAUUUAAGGUUACAGUAUGUGGGCUGGGGUUUCCUUUCCUUGCAAAACACAGGCAGAUCUGCUUGAGCAGUCUGGCUAAUGCUGUAGGAUGAUCUCUGGAAGGGAUUCGGGGGACAGGCCUUGUUGUUUGACCCAGGGCUAUUGGAGAUUACAGGGACGAGGGUCAGGCUGGGGUGCUGGCAGUGAGCAUUGUUGGGUGUGCUGGUGCUGUGGGUAUUUCAGGGCCACUGGAAAGGAGGGAAGUGACAUUUGGGUGGUGGCUGGUGGGGUAAUGGGUGACCUGUGUUAUAAAAGAACUGGGCAUGUAGAGCUUGGUGUUUAUCUCCUUCUUGCACCACAGCACCUGGACAUAAGGCAGCACCAGAUCUUUGGGGGCUGAGUUAAAUGCAGGUUUGACAUUACAAAAAAAAAAAAAAAAUACAACAAAACAUGGUAGUUGUUGGAGGUGCCUAAAAAAGGUUGGCAACAUGAACUCAUAUCUGGCUGGGGACAGGGGUAUAAUUUUGUCUCAGGUCAAAGGGAAAAUACAUCCCACGAUAACUGCAGCAGGGAUCAGGUAGGGAAGAAGAGGGAAAACAUCUGUUGAAGGUAUGGGCAUGAGAGUGAGUGGCUUGAUGGUGACCAUCUCGAGGCCAAGGGGCUGUGGGGAAAAUAGUGGGGCCGAGUUACACUGGGGCUUCCGUGCAUGGGGGGCAGGAGGAAGGAGAAAAAAUGAUGCUCAUGACAUUCGGCACCUUGCAGUCCUCACAGGGCAGACACACCUGGACUGUGGGCUGGUAAGGAAGGGGGGGGAAACAGCAGGAGAUUGUGAGGAUGAAAUUAAACCCAGCAGCAGACUGACGUGUCUGGUUUCACAAGAUGCUCUGUCCAGCACGAGGCAUUCCCUCUGGAUGCUGUUUUCUAUAGCCUGGGCAAAUUCAGACAACCUGCAGUUUACAGAGCCCUGUCUCAAUCCUGACCCUGCCCAAGUUUCCUUCAGUCAUUUAUUUCGCAGUGCCAGCAUCUCCUGUGAAUGCCUGCAAAGCCGCAGCCCUGUCCACGUCCCCAUGGCACAUAUUGUGGCCUGAGUUUUCCAGAGCAGAGGUUUCAUCCUCUCCCUGUCCAGCAGCUGGAAGGAGCACUGGAAUGCUACACUCAGUGCAGAGUGUGGGAUGCUCCCUAUACGUCUCCAUUUAGUAUUUCCCUGCUCCCUGGCACGAGUGCCUGUGUGGGCAUGAAAAUAAGACAAGCCCUCUCUUUCUAGCGUGGUUUUGUGCUCCUGCCUCAAGGUACAGGGCAAGGCUGAGACCUGGCAGGGAAAUGGUCCCCUGUGGGUUUCAGCACCCUGGCCCAUGGCACAGGGCAAACACUGCUCCCAAGUGCACGGGUUAGGAGGAUGUCAUCCAUGGGAUAGGGUCCAGCACUCGGCGUGGGUGACGCCGUAGUUGUUUGUGUGUGUCACAAUGGGAAGUGUGUGAAUGGGAUAGAUUUAGCUGUCAAAACAGACGACCAGAGCAGUCCGUCAUUAACUGCCAGCCCAUCUCGUCAUCCUGCAACCACAAGGAGCUUUUUUAGGGCCAGCGUCCUGGCGGAGGCCAGAGGAAGCGUGGGAGGCCAGUUCCCGGUGACACCUCCAGGCACAGCAGCGCUGCCCGGCGGUGCCAUUGGCUGCCCCCGGCCCGGGGCUGGUACUGGCCAGCGGUUAAAUGCCUGCCCAGCCACCCGGGGACACACAGCCUGGAGCAUCCCAACACGGGCAGCCAGCUCAUCCCAUCCCCAGCAGAGGAGACACGGGCUUGCAUCGCACCUUAAGCCCCAGGGACCACAACUGACAUGAGGGCUGCAUUCCUGGUGCUGCUUCUCUGGGCCAUGGCCUGUGCUCACCCCGUGCCUGGCCAUGAACCCACCCACUCCAGUGCCCUGCAGGAGGAUACCGCAAAUGAAGAUUAUAUCAGCAAGCUGGGCAACCACCUGGAUGGAGGAGAUGGCAUUCAUCCUCCUGCCAGUCCGGAGCCAGCCGAAAAUGCUCUUGCCAGGGACCUGACGGGUGGGAAUGCCGUGAAUGAGGAGAUGGGUGAGCUCAGUGGCCAAGACAUGGGAGGCCGAGUUGGGCAGGCUCAGCAUGUGAACCAGGUGGACCACGAGGACAUGGGCGCCCACAAUGGGAAUGACCUUGGUUUCCUGGAGGCGGAUGCACGUGACACUGAUGAUGGUGACAACAGAGACCACUACGGCACCAGAGCCAACGGAUUUCCCUCCCACGGCGACAGGUUCCUGGACGAGGAGGAUGACAGUGGGGAUGACACCUUUGAUGCCAACGGGGUAGAGGAGAGGGGCGAGGGCCCUACCUACGUGGCUGGUGCCGAUGGGGCAGGAGAACAUGAGCACGAUGCUGGCCGUGGGGACGCCGGGGCUGGCAGGGGGCACGGCGACAGCAGCAGCAGCAGCAGCAGCAGCAGCGAGAGCAUCGGGGCAGACCACCGGCGCUACAGGAACUACGGCUUUGGGCGCACCCACAGGCACGGAGGGGCCAGCAGCAGCAGCCAGGAGGAGGAGAGCUAUGACUUCCAGGAUGAAGCCAUGCAGGGGGAUGACCCCUCUGUCUUUGACGGUCCAGGCAGCAGCUACAGGAUGCGCCAUGCUGGUCCCCGUGCCCUGGGGAACAGCUGGGAGAGUGCCCAGGGGGCUGGCUCCCACCGCUGGGAGGAGGGUGACAGCAGGUCCCCCGAGGUGGAGGAUGGUGACUCUGGAGAAGACAGCCCCUCUGUGGAGGACAACAGUCAGUCAGAAGAGCCUGUUGACAGCCAGUCAGAGGAGAAAAGCUCCAGCCGCUCCAGGGAGGAUGGGGAUGUGGAUGGAGAGGACAGCCCCUCCAGGGAGAAAGAGGACAGUGAGUCCAGGAAGGGCACUGAUGAGCAGUCAGAUGAAGAGCCAGGGGAGUCCCCGGAGGUGGUGAGAACCUUGAAUGAGCACAGCAGCAGCUGGACCUGGGAAGGGCAGGAGGACUGGGAUUCUGCUGAGGACAGGAGUGUGCUGUCCACACCUGACAGUGAGUCCAGGGAAGAAGAGGGUGAACCAAGCAGGUACAGGGAAGAUGAUGAUGACCAGAGCCAGUCCACAGAGGACACUGUGGAGGAAUCAGAGGAGGAUGAGAAUGACUCUGUGCCGACCACAUCGGCCGAGAGCCCUGAGUCCCCAGAGGAUGACAGCAGCCCAGAGGACAACACAGGUGAGGACAGCAGGUCCACAGAGAGUGACAACAGUGAGUCCCAGGAGGAUGAUGAUGAUGUGGAGAGCCACUCCCAGGAGGAUGCCACCCGCGAGUCCAGCAGCCAUGGGGACGACAGCUCCCAGCAGAGCCUGGAGAGCGGGGGCCGCAAGCGGCGGCUGGGCGCCCUCCGCCACAGACCUGCUGCUGACUAUGAUGACAAUGACUGCCAGGACGGGUACUGACCCGUGCCCCAUGGCCUCAGUGGCGUGGGGGAUGUGGGGGGAGGAGGGGUUAAUUUAUUUGUCAUAUAGCCUGGUUGACUUCUUCUCAAGAAGAUGCUGUGGUUAAAAUGGAGUCGGGUUCGCCAGGGCUAGGCCUGGGCACGCUACACAGGGAGGGAAGGGGUAGGUGUUGCCAGGCACAGGGAGAACGCUGAACCACAGCGAGAAAAGGCAUUUUCUGUAUCAAACUGGAGAGCAGCUGAGAGCUGUGAGUGCCAGCAGGGUGAUGCUGCCCACUUGCCCCAGGGGCACAGUGGUGGCUUGGCACUUCUGGGCAUGCUGGGCAGAAAGGUCCCUGUGUUCACCCCUUGUAUUUACCUACCACUGCCCCAAACAUACCUGCCCAGACUCCAGCUGGAGCUUUCCAUUAACUCCAUGUCCCGCACAUAACAAGGAAAAGCUACAGCUGGUGUGCACACGUGGUGCAUGGGCGCAGCAGGGUGUGAAGUACCACUUCAGGAUGGGAUGUAUGUAAUAUUUUUAAUAUUUUGUAAGAAAUGUACAGAAAACAUUAUACUGUAUCCUUUUUGCACUUGUAUUUCAAAGCUGAGAUGUACCCUGUUGAUUUCUUUAAUCACCAUUAAAGCCACCAAACUCGACUGAA
Molecule: messenger RNA, 5390 nt
Organism: Corvus hawaiiensis (hawaiian crow)
Lineage: Eukaryota; Metazoa; Chordata; Aves; Passeriformes; Corvidae
Product: dentin matrix acidic phosphoprotein 1-like
Exons: 5
Coding region: 3128-4747 (539 amino acids)
Biological process (GO): extracellular matrix organization; ossification
Cellular component (GO): extracellular matrix
Molecular function (GO): extracellular matrix binding
Source: RefSeq, a predicted model, not a curated record